Cicer arietinum (chickpea) is the source of this 592-nucleotide messenger RNA. The record is from RefSeq and is a predicted model, not a curated record. NCBI's taxonomy places the organism in Eukaryota, Viridiplantae, Streptophyta, Magnoliopsida, Fabales, Fabaceae.
AUUUCAUGGGAACUAAUUCCUCAAACCUACAAAGAAAAAGGUUGCGUUAUUGUUUGUGUGGAAUCGAGACGCCAUUGGCCACUUCAAGGAUAAUCCAAAACCCUAUAAGGAUAUUUUAUGCCUAUGGUUUAUUUAAGAUACAUGGCAAAAAAGGAUGCAAAUGUUUUGACUCGUUUGAUGAUGAGACGAGCGAUCGGGCCAAAAGGGUGAUAUUAUUUCUACUAAAGGAGAUUGAUGAGAUGAAGAAGAAGGAAAAUGAGUCAAAGAUAAUAGAGAAUGAUUUGAAGAUGAACAUUAAAUUUAUAGACAAAAAGCUGGAGAAGAGGUAUACACCUGACGAUGAAAUGAAAUGGUUCACAUUGGUGAUUGUAAUGUUGCUUGUGUUUACAUAUGUUGCAACAUAUGUUAUGAAACAGGUUUUUUAAAGUAGCGUGCUCCUAUGUCAAAUAAUUAUAGUUGGCGUGUUGUUUAAGUUUUAUUUUGGGGUGUUGUUUAGGGUGGUGCUGUUUAUGUUUGCUUUGUAUGCUUUAGUCCAUUGUGUUAUGUAUUACCCUACUAGUUGGGUUUAAUUUUAAUGUUAGGAUGUUUUAAA